Seminavis robusta is the source of this 1292-nucleotide messenger RNA. The record is from the annotation of a GenBank genome assembly. Lineage: Eukaryota; Bacillariophyta; Bacillariophyceae; Naviculales; Naviculaceae.
GUACGGACGUUGUGAUUGAUGUUCAUGGGUUUAACUGGUCCGAGGAGCAGAACAGCAGGUCCAUUCAGUUUGGAUUUGGUGGACGCAGGUGUCCCGGGCAGAACUUGGCCAAGAACCACUUGUUUCGCCCGCUUCUUUCGUACUUGUCCCGAACUUGGGACCUCACUCCGGAAAGUUUUGACGGCUCUGUACCGUUGAAGCUUUCGGACGUGACCAGUGAUCCAAGUAAUCCGUUUUUCUCGACUCCGGGCCCGAAGCAUCGGGUCUGGCUCUCGCCGGCUCUUCACAAAGAGUAUCACGGGUGCACUGGGCUCCAAGACAGGACAGUGCCAGCCUUCAUGGCAGUGAGCAUCAACGAACGAUCACCAUUUUUGGAUAAAGAGGACGGCGAAAACAAAGUGGCGGCGGUUGUGAGGCAUCUGUGUCUUCGCUCCAUCGCCAACGGCGAAGAAUACCCCGCCACCGUUUCCCUUUGUGAUGCAAUUGCCCGCCUCAACUACCAGGCGUUCGAAAACCACGGAUUGCACAGGGCCCAGACAGAGGCCACAAAGCUUGGCGAUCGAUUUGAGGACAUGUUCAACAAGAGUAUCGAGGCUCUUGGAGUAGGAGCCAACAAGCGAGUACAAGUUUGCCGCUUUGGUGAUGACCACAACCACGGCUGGAUCAACGACGAGUUCUUGGAGCUGCUCAAAAAGGAUGAAUCUCUUGACCGACGUGUGGAAGUUAUUGCCAAAGAAUUCCUGGAACACCGAGGACAAGGACGACUUGGCGCAUCUGCCAAGAACAAGCGGAGGUUGGCUCUAUGCAAGGAAUACAUCUUUCGUGAGAUCCCGACAUUCUUGACAGGCAUUGUGAUCAACAGUAAUAUUCACUACAAACUUUUAUACUACGGUGGAAAUCAUGCCCACAUGUCGGUAUUUGCGACAGAUCACGACAGUUUGUACAAGCUGAUCGAUGAGAUGCACAAGGAUGCGCAGUUCCGCGGCAUCGUCCAGAAAAUCGUGCAGCGUAGCCACGCGAAAAGCCUCUCUGUCCCUGGUUUUGUCUCCAUUAGGUUCCCCAAUUGAAAUGUGGAUAACGAGGACAACUAGCACCUACACCUCGCGACAUAUUAUAUUCCUGGCGGUUCUUCCUGCGAUACCUGUGUUGUGGCUGGUCAAUUGGAAGGAAUGGUGCGAGGGAAACGACAACGAAGGCAACUGUACGGAGAACCCACCUUGCGCCAGUGCGCACCAUUCUGCUGUGCUGUGUGUGUGUGAUAUAAUUUUAGUAAAACGGAAGUUUCGUCGACU